This is a messenger RNA of Tetrahymena thermophila SB210, 399 nucleotides long. Its product is annotated as transmembrane protein, putative. The transcript has a single exon. The record is from RefSeq and is a predicted model, not a curated record. NCBI's taxonomy places the organism in Eukaryota, Ciliophora, Oligohymenophorea, Hymenostomatida, Tetrahymenidae.
AUGAUUCACAAGUACACAAUAUACAUUAGAUUAACAUAAAAUACUGAAUUUUAUUCAUAUUUAUAAAUAAAAAAUUUUCUAGUUGCAAUUGGAGAUUUUUAUAUUAAUAAAAAAUUAUUGAAUUUUUAAUUUCCUUAAAUCAAAAUAGAUUAGCAGUAGUAAGUACAUUUAAUGCUAAUCUCGAAUAAAAUAGAAAAUAAAAAACUAUCUUAAUUUAAAAUCAUUAGAUAAAAUUUAUCAAUGAAUUUUAUUUAUUUAUUAGUUUAUUUUAUUAUCAGUGUUUAUUUUUGGAAAUAUUUAUUUAUUUAUUUUCAUAAGCAUAUUAAAACAAAUUUAAGGAAUAAGAGUUCUGAUAAGAAAUAAGAAAGAAUUAGAAAAACAAUUCUAAAAAAAAGAUGA